This is a messenger RNA of Salvelinus fontinalis (brook trout), 8904 nucleotides long. Its product is annotated as NACHT and WD repeat domain-containing protein 2-like. The transcript has 8 exons. Lineage: Eukaryota; Metazoa; Chordata; Actinopteri; Salmoniformes; Salmonidae. The record is from RefSeq and is a predicted model, not a curated record. Gene Ontology annotation, molecular function: protein binding. The coding region runs from base 533 to 5968 and encodes 1811 amino acids.
AAGAGAUAACUGCGAUGUGGAGUGGCGCAGGGCUCCCGCCUCGCUGACAGAGAGGAAACGAGCGAAUCGCCCGCGUGACUCUCUCACUCAUUGACCGCGCGGUUCAUAGCAAUUUUCAUUAUCCCUACCGGAUAGUGAGCAGUGAGGACCACUGCUAGGCUAUCUCCAUUGAAGGAACCGGGACAGAGGGAGAGAGCGAGAGAGAGGGGGGGGCGAGACGGUAUUUGGAGCUCUCUCCAGCCUGCGCUCCCUCACAACCGCAGCAAGAUGCUGAGCGCCGCUCUUUGCAAACCGGCUGCUUUUUCUCCCGUCUCCAGGGGCUGACUCCCGGUGAAGAGAACUCUAAAUGGGCGUUUUUACCGUCUCUGUUGAUUCUCACGGAUCCACGGUUGGAUAUUUUCGAAAUGAAACGAAUGAAAGAUGUGAGCAUCGAGAAGUGUUCUUGUUGUAGUGUGGUAUCUGCAGUCUCCUCCCCCAUAACAGUCAAGUCCACUGAACGCAGUGGUACAGUGAUUUUGAGGUAUUUAUUUUCAUGAUAAAUACGAAAAAGGAUUCAUAUUUUGACAUUAGGGACUUUCCAACUUUUCCCGGUGUUUUUUGGUCUGUUUUGCGGUCUCUGUCAGUGAAACAAAGAUCUCAGGACAUCAUCAACUCUGUGGAAAACGGCGACUUGAGAUCUUCCCCCGGUCUGAACAGUUUAGCGCUGUUCUCCCCGUCUCUAUCCCUCUUCAAGCAUCUCCUCUGGUUACGCUGGAAGUCGCCACCCAUGUGGCCCUCGAGAGUGGGGAGCAGGCAGCCCUGUCCCCGGGAAUCGGCACUCCGCAGGGCGGCCAUCAGUGGCAACGUCCUCGCCCUGCCGCCUCACCACGUCCCCACGGGCAGGAGUGUCCGGGUCUUCAUCUGCGCCAACCCUGACGACACAGAAGCGGAGAGGAACGCACUGAAAGAGCAUGUCUACCCCAAACUACGGGACUUCUGCAGAGAGAAUUAUGGGAUUGAGUUCCAGGUGGUGGACCUGUACUGGGGGAUGGACCCAGAGGAGUGGGACAGUCCAGACCUGCAGCGUCUCAGGAUGAAGUUACUAGAGGACUGUCUCCAGACGUCCGCCGGCCCAUGUUUUGUUGCGCUGGUGGGAGAGAAGUAUGGCAGUAUCCGCGUGCCGGGGGAGGUGGAAGCUCCAGAGUUUGAGAUGAUCCUGGACGCUGCGGUGGAGGCGGGCCUAGACACACACAUCCUGGAGGAGUGGUACUGUCGAGAUGAGAACUCCGUGCCGCCGGCCUACUACCUCAAACCCAAAGCCCAGAUGUUGAAGAACUACCAAAACUCAAUGGAGUCGAGCAGUGCAGCCAAGCUGAAGAACGACAAGGCGUGGAGGAACGUGUCUGGGGAGAUCAAGGGGAUCUUCCGUAGGUCUGUCCUGCAGCUCCAGGAGAAGGGCACCAUGAAGCCACCUCAGGCCAAGAAAUUCCUCUGCUCUGCCUUGGAGGAUGAACUGGACUUCGCCUUGGGCAAACAAACGCCGGCCUUCCUCAAGAAGUGUGUCUGCUACAUCCGCAAGAUCUCCAACUUCGACCGGCAUGCCAAACUCCCGGAGAUGGCCAAGUACAUGGACAUCGUCGUCGCCGAGGACCGCGUCAUGCGUAACCAGGAAGCCUACGAACGUCUUUUAAAAGUGCGAGACGAGUUUAUCCCCACUGUGGUGGCCUCGUCCAACCUCCGCGUCUACUCCUCUGUGACUCACUGCGACAUGAAACUAGGCUACUCCCAGGAAGUGGAGAGCCACUACGUGGAAGGCUUGUGUAAACAGUUCUACGAGGAUAUGGUGGACAUCAUCCAGGCCACGGUCCAGCAGAACUUUGACACAGAGACCGACCCCCUGUACGACGAGAUCCUUCAGCACCUCUCCCUGUGUAAGAACUUCUCGGCCUUCUACGAUUAUAAGAGCGAGACGCUGGACCUGGUGCAGGAGUAUCUGCUGCCGUCUAAAGGGAGUAGGAUGAGCCCCCUGGUGGUCUACGGCGGGCCCUGCACGGGGAAGACACUGCUGCUGGCCGAGGUGGCAAAACAGGCCUACACGUGGCUCCAGACGGAGAUGGGCCCCGAGACAGACCCGGUGGUCAUCGUCCGCUUCGUGGGCUCCUCAGAGUUUGCCACAAACCUGCGUACCCUCCUCCAGAGCAUCUGCGAGCAGAUAGCCAUCAACUACCGCUGCCUCAUCCACUUCCUGCCCAACAAGAUCCAGGAGAUGACGGAGCUGCUAGUCAACCUCCUUGGGGAGUCCUCCUUCCAACGGCCCCUGGUCAUCAUCCUGGAUGCGCUGGAGCAGCUCUCAGAGGCCGACGAGGCCCGCAAGCUGUGGUGGCUUCCCGCCCACCUGCCUCGCACUGUCCGCAUCGUUGUCUCAACAUUACCCAACAAGCACGGAAUCCUCCAAAAGCUCCGCGGUUUGAUCCAUGACGAAGGACGCUACGUGGAGCUGGUGCAGCGUGACCGCAAGACCUGUAGUCAAACACUGAAGCAGCAGCUGCUGGGGUUGAAGAGGAAGGUGACCUCGGGACAGCAGAUCUAUGUCAAUGAAGCGCUGGCCAAGUGCACGCUACCCAUGUUCGUCAACCUCGUCUACCGGGAGGUGGUACACUGGCGCUCGCACAAGGACGUGGACGACCGUUCGCUGUGCUCCACCGUGCACGAGAGCAUUGAGCAGCUCUUCUACUCGGUGGAGAACAAGCUGGGGCAGCGGUUCGUGUUCAGGGCGCUGGGAUACAUUACCAUGGCCAAGGCGGGCUUAACGGAGGUAGAGCUGGAGGAUAUUUUGUCACUGGAUAACAGUGUGCUGGGAGAUAUCAUGGUCAGUUCAAAUCUAAAAAACCCGCUGAGGAUCUCCUAUGACCUGGUGGCGAGGUUGAAAGAGGAACUAGAGGGGUACCUGGUGGAGAGGCAGGUGAGAAACGUUACCCUGAUGGUGUGGGCCAAUAGACAUCUGCACCUCAUCGCCCAGAAGCUGUAUCUUAGCAAUGAGGAGGACGUGCACCAGAUGCACAGCCUCCUGGCCGAGUACUUCCUGGGGGCGUGGUCGGGCGGCAGAAAAAAGAUCUUCCACUGCGACAACAACCACUUUGCCUCGCUCAACAUCUCCCAACACAAGAACCCCCACCCCCAGCAGCCAUCCCACAAAGAAGCAUCCGCCGAGAAGUACUCCUAUGACAGGCAGACCCCUGAGCAGCCCUGGGUGUUCCAGUGCAACCUCCUCGAGCCUGACAUCUUCUUCGUCAACCACAGGAAGAUGACAGAGCUCCUCUACCACCUGACUCGGAGUGGCCGCACAGACGACCUCAUGUACGGGGUCAUCAUGAACUUCAGUUGGCUUUACACCAUGAUCAAGAUAGGGCAGUUUGAGAAGGCGCUGACCGACAUCGACGUAGCUUACAGCUACUCCCAGGAGAAAGAGCUCAAGUUCUUGGCCGCCACGCUGCGCAGCAUCAAGGUCAAAGUGAUGAAAAACCCGGCGUCCCUGUCUGCAGAGCUGCAGCAGAGGCUCCUCCCCGUGGUAACCUCCCUACCAAAGCUUCGACACCUCCUCCUGGAGUGCGACAAGGACGGCCCCAAGUACUGCUCCAUCGUGCCCCUCCACUCCUCCAUGGACGUCACCUACAGCCCCGAAAGGCUGCCGCUGUGCUCCAGCUACAUGCAGAUAGUGGAGAUCCUGCCCACCCUAGCCCCCAACAUUGUCCUCGUGGCCCUGGACGACGGGUCCGUCAGCACAUGGGACGUGGAGAGCAGGCAGCUCCUCCGGCAGAUAGACACGGCCCGCUCGGUUGUCUUGGGGAUCAGACUAACAAGCGAUGAGAAGUACCUGGUCGUGGCAACCACCAAGAAUACGCUGCUCAUUUAUGACAACCAUAAGUCCUGCCUGCUAUCCGAAGUAGACAUCAAGGGCUCCAAGCACUGUGGUAUCACGGGAGGGGUGGCUUUCAUCAACGGAUUCACACUGGCCAGCCAUCAUGCCUUGGCCUGGCUAGAGGCCAGUAAAGACGUUAAUGUGAUCGAUCUGCUCUACGGCUGGCCCCUCUACCAGUUCCACUGCUGGUACGAGGUCACCUGCGUCCAAUGCUCCCCGGAUGGAAUGUAUGCCUUCUGUGGUCAGUAUCUCAACACCACGUCCAUCUUCCAUCUGGGCACCGGGGACAAACUAGCCACGGUCACGUCCGAGUUUUCCGGGGGAUUUGUCAAGUCCAUCUUAGUCCUGGACACCAUUCACCAGAUGGUGAUGAUCGAUAAUGAGGGGAGCCUGUCGGUGUGGAACACCAAAGAGAUCACCAACCCCAGACUGAUGGAAGAUUACGACUGCCGGGGGGACGAGAGCGAGGUGGUGGGCAUUGAGCUGUCAGAGGACCAGCGCUCCAUCCUCAUCUGCAAAGACAAGAGCAUCGAGGUCCUGGACACCAAGUUGUGGAAGAUGGCAGAGAAGUUCAAGGCCAAGCGCGCUGAGCGUUUCGUGGCAGCAGUCCUCUCCAAAAAUGGCCAAAGUAUCGUGGCCUCCAUGGAGAACACGUCGUCCAUAUUUGUGUGGAGGAGGGACAGCGGGCAGUGCAUGGCCAGUCUGAUUGAGAUCUCUGGGGCCAUCAUUAAACUCAUCAAGUCCACCCACCACAACCUGCUCUUGUCUGUUGCCAGCAGUGGAGUGCUAUCUGUCUGGGACAUUGACAUCAUCACCGCCAUGUCCAACAUCGACAAAACAGGUAAGAGGAUCCAGAGUUUACAGCUUUCUGGAAGGGAAGACUUUGUGUUCACCAUGGAUGGCUCCGAAGCCAUCCACAAGUGGAACUUCAGCACGGGCUUCAUCGAGACUGUCUUCAAGCACGAGGGCUUGGUGGAGAACUGUGUCCUGACCUCCUCCGGGGAUCUCAUGGUGACGUCGGAUGACAAGUGCAGCCAGUACAUCUGGCACACGGCCACUGGCGAAAACAUUUUCCGCAUCAACGGACAGAAGAUAUCCCAGCUCCUGAUGACCCACAACGACCAGUUUGUGGUGUCCCUCUGCGAACAAAACUGCUCCCGAGUCUGGAGGCUGGCCACCGGACACAAAGUGUGCAACAUACUGGUGACCCUCCAGAACGCACUGAUCACCACCGCAAACACCUUCCUAGUGGGAACUACUAAAAACAAGCUGCUCGCUGUCAGCCUCUGGUCAGGCAGUAUUUCUAAGAAGUUUGUCUGUGACGACGGCAUUAGCAUUGUCAACUUCAAGCUUAUUCCCGACUGCCCUGACUUCGUGGUCUUCAUUACAUCGACAGAGACUGUGUUUAUAUGGAGUGUGGCGGACGAGUCAGUCUGCAGACGCGUCCAGCUGCCUACUAACUUCCUCAAAAACCUGGAAGACUUCCAGAUUUCACCAAAUGGGAAACUGGGUAUUGUCUCCAAGGGCGACGAGAACAUUAACGUGUUGGACCUUCACAGCGGAAAGCUGAGGCUUGUUCACGCCGCCGGUAUCAUCUGGCGGCAGAAGCUGUCCAGGGACGGGCGCUACCUGGUCUACAUCUGCUUCCGGAACUGCGAUGAAGAUGACGAAGCGGGUGUGGUGUCCAACCUGAUCGUGAUGCGUCUGGCAGAUGGAAAGAGCAUCGGAACAUGCUCCCUCUACAAGACGCCCACAUUCCUCUGCCUGUCCCAGCGGGCACUCAACAUCAUCAUCGGCUUCGAGGACGGCAGCAUCAGCACAUACACGGUGGUGGACCGCGUGGACGCCGCACUCAAGAUCAAGAUUGCCACGUCCAACAGCCGGCAGAUCGUCAACAACGCCUCGCAGAAGGUAAGGCCCAAGUGUGGCAACCACACCUUCAAGACCAUCGCCGACUGCGUGUGGAGGGAGUCCACUGAGGUCUUCUCCAGGGAUAGCCCCAUCAAUGUCUCUGACUCAGGGGAGCCAGAGACCACCACUCCCACCAAAAAGAGUGAACUGUUGCAAUGAAGUGGGUGGGGGGGGGGGGGUUACAGUUUUGACCGUUGUUUACAGCCACCUGAUUCAGCUGCAGAUGUCCUCUGUGUAGUUUACUAUAUGCUGGCUGCUACUAUAACGCUGCACUCAAGUCAUGUAUUACUACAACCUAUAUGGUGUUAGAUUAUUCAUUUUCUUCACACGAUGACUGUUAGAAUCCAAGUAGUUUUUUAUGGUUCUAAUUUUCUUUUAUAUAUGUUAUGAAAUAUAUUUAAUGUAUUGGUUUGACAUCAUUUUUCCCUUUUGCAUUUGAAGAACAAUGUCGAUAUUUACAUUUCUCCGUUUUACAUUUCCAAAGUCAUUUCGGUUAGCUUUACCAAUUUUCUUUGUACGUGUGUUACUUUCUUUGCAUUGUGCAUAUUAAGCCAUAAUGUCGUUGCUAAGAAAUGUGUAUUUAUUUAUGUUUAAUUAAAUCAUACGUACUGAACAUUAAACUAUAUACACCACCGUUCAAAAGUUUGGGGUCGCUUCGAAAUGUCCUUGUUUUUGAAAGAAAAGCGCAUUUUCUGUCCAUUAAAAUCACAUGAAAUUGAUCAGCAAUACAGUGUAGACAUUGUUAAUGUUGUAAAUGACUAUUGUAGCUGGAAACAGCUGAUUUUUAAUGGAAUAUCUACAUAGGCGUACAGAGGCCCAUUAUCAGCAACCAUCACUCCUGUGUUCCAAUGGCAUGUUGUGUUAGCUAAUCCAAGUUUAUCAUUUUAAAAGGCUAAUUGAUCAUUAGAAACCCAUUUUGUAAUUGUGUUAGCACAGCUGAAAACUGUUGUUCUGAUUAAAGAAGCAAUAAAACUUAUUUAGGCUAGUUGAAUAUCUGGAGCAUCAGCGUUUGUGGGUUCGAUUACAGGCUCAAAAUGGCGAGAAACAAAGGACUUCUAAUGAAACUCUGCAGUCUAUUCUUGUUCUGAGAAAUGAAGGCUAUUCCAUGCGAGAAAUUUCCAAGAAACUGAAGAUUUCGUAAAACUGGCUCUAACCAGAAUAGAAAAGAGGAGUGGGAGACCCCGGUGCACAACUGAGCAAGAGGACAAGUACAUUAGAGUGUCUAGUUUGAGAAACAGAUGAGUCACAAGUCCUCAACUGGCAGCUUCAUUAAAUAGUACCCGCAAAACACCAGUCUCAACGUCAACAGUGAAGAGGCAACUCCGGGAUGCUGGCCUUCCAGGCAGAGUUCCUCUGUCCAGUGUCUGUGUUCUUUUGACAAUUUUAAUAUUUUAUUUUUAUUGGCCAGUCUGAGAUAUGGCUUUUUCUGUGCAACUCUGCCUAGAAGGCCAGCAUCCCGGAGUCGCCUCUUCACUGUUGCUGAUAAUAGACCUCUGUACUGUAUGUAGAUAUUACAUAAAAAAAUCAGCCGUUUCCAGCUACAAUAGUCAUUUACAACAUUAACAAUAACUACACUUUAUUUCUGAUCAAUUUAAUGUUUUUUUAAAUGGACAAAAAAAAAAUGUUGCAUUUCUUUCAACAACACAAGGACAUUUCGAAGGUGACCCCAAACUUUUGAAUGGUAGUGUGUGUACAUAUCUCUUUUGGCUGCUGCAAUUCGUGCAACUCCUUAAAAUGUUAUGUUUGCUUAAUGCAAUCAAAGUGAGUGCCUGGUUUAUGAAAUGUCUUUUAUUUUCCUAUAGACUACUGAGAUUUGCAGGGAAUUCGUAGACACAGUAUAUACAGAUACAUAUACUAAUUUAGCAUACAUAAUCAAUUUGAUUUGAUUUAAAUGAUCAAAAAUAUAUAUAUAUAAUUUAGGAUUAAGGUACUUUAGUGUUGAGUUUGAGAUUAUAAAUACAUGUAUUAACAUAUUAACAACGCUGGUCCAACUUUACCUGCAGUUUCCGGUUCAUGAAUUUCUCAGUAUAGUGUAGCAUCUCACUGUACGUAUCCACGCCUUAAACAGUCUUCUGUUUUACAGCUUUUACCUUCAGUGAAAAAACAAUUGUCUUAACAUUUAGAGAGAGAGAGACAGAGAAAAGUGUUAUUAGGCCCAAUGUGGUGAAAGUAUUGAAACGUGUUAGAUUAUCAAGGUUUUGUGAGCGUCAGGUCGUUGUGAAGGAUAUUCCGGAACGAUGUUCCUAAAGAUACCCGUGAUAAUAUUUUUUGGGGGGGGGUUAUUUAUUAGUCGUAUUGAUAAUCGUUUGUCUUUGCUCUUUAAACAGGUGUUGCUGUUUUUGGCUUUGUUUAACAUAGUCACGAAGAUUCGGAGUUGAAAUGAAAGGAUAUCAUCAGGCGAUACUAGCGUUUUUGGUUUUCUAUAAACCUUUUAAGGGCUAUUCUGUCUAAUUGUACGUAUACUUAUUUUCAACAGUUGAAACGUUGGCCCACUUAAGAACGUAAGUAGCAGUAUUAAGCUUUAACAUAUUUAAUUAUUAUAUAUUUCAAAGCAAAACGAUCUAAAUCUAGAAAUAUCAUAGAGUGUAUUUGAGAAAGUUCAGAUCUUAGUUUGAUGUACUGUUCUGUUGACAAUGGUCCAUAUGUUUUAAGGCUUUUACUUACUUACAUCAUGACCAAAUUGUUUGAGUGUUUUACAGUGAUUAUGUUGACGUUUUCUCUAUCUUUGCUAAGACAUUGAGUCCACUUGAUAUAUUGGAAUGCCAGUUUAAAGAGUAUAUUUGAAUGUGUCCAUAUGGAAACCAGUAUAUGGUAUUAUUGUAUGUAACUUGAAUGACUUUUAAUAACAUACAUGUUUAAAACAAAUAGUACUGGAAAUGAAUGUUUCUACCUUAUUCUUUGUAUGGUCAGGACUGACCUGUUUAGAGAAAUGUAUAUUUUCAUAAAUGUUGUACCUACAUUUUGUUACAGAGUUGUUUAACUGGACUUAUUCUAACAGGGGGAGAGAGAAAAAAUUUACUUAUGUCUGAAGCAAUAUGAAAAGUGUGUAUGGAACAUUUUAAUGUAAUAAAUCGGUUCACUUUUUGCCUCCAGAA